AUGUUGACAUAUUUUCAUGACUAUCAGUCGAGCUCGAUGGCAACCAUAUUUUUUGUUUGUUUAAACUUUAAAGUCUUUUUAUGUCAAACUUUCAUGAGGCGAAAUAGUAGUACAUACAGAUAAAAUUUAAGGAAGAUGAGAGUGCUGAUUAUCGCUGCGUUUUUUCUCACGUUGCAAUGCAUUAAUGGUGAAUAUACACUGCAAGGCACAAUGGGAGAGUAUAUCGGGCUACCAGUUAGCUUGUAUUGUUCGGAAUAUGAUUACGGAUAUCUACGGUUGGGUGGUAUCACUAUCAAUAACACCCCUCUCUCUGAAAAAAACCAAAAUGCUGCUUUUAGACAGUGUGAAAUUCAGAUGAAGAAGAUUGAGCAAGAAAGAAAACACCCUGUUCAUGAUAGAUCUGGCACUGAAUGUGUUUUAACUUUUCCUGGGUUGAAAGUAAAUGAUAGUGAUGUUAUCCGGGCUGUGUACAGCUGCUAUGAAAACAAACCAAGCGGAUCACCAGCAUGGGGAAAACCAGACACGGCAGGUCCGGAAAACUACGAAACCGUGGAAACGUCAAAGAACGAAUUGUUAUCUGUUGUUUGUAAAAAGAAGAAGGAAAUGAUUUUUAUUGUGCUGGCUAAAAUCAACGGUGAAAUUAUUGAUUCGAAAGUACAUCCAGACCUUGAUGCAACAAAGUUAACGCAAGUAUGUUUUGGUCAGUGGAAAGAAAAGUUGGAAUCAGGUUCACCAAAGCACAAAAAUCCAACAUGCGACAUAAUGAAUAAAAAAAGUUAUGGUGGAAAACUCACUAUAAUUUAUUCAUGCAUGGCUGAUGGUCAAGAGAGAAAAAAAGUUGGAAAGCCGAAGAAAUAUGUCUUUUAAAAAGUUGUAAAUUAAAAUUACAAAAGAGAUUUGCUAAACUUA
This is a messenger RNA of Hydractinia symbiolongicarpus, 909 nucleotides long. RefSeq lists its product as uncharacterized. The coding region runs from base 136 to 867 and encodes 243 amino acids. Lineage: Eukaryota; Metazoa; Cnidaria; Hydrozoa; Anthoathecata; Hydractiniidae. The record is from RefSeq and is a predicted model, not a curated record. The transcript is spliced from 6 exons.